CAAUUAAUAAACCAAUAGAGAGAGAGCGAGAGAAAGAAAGAAAGAAAGAAAGAAAGAAAGAAAUGGAGACACUUUUACAAUAUAUACGAUUUUUCUCUUUAUUCAUGUUGUUUCUGUCUGUGCACAGCGUUCCCUUUACUGGAAAAGGUGAUGUAGAAACUCAGAAAAACGUCGUCGGAGUUGAAAUUAAAUGCGGAGAAGUCGAAGUGAGUAUAACCGUAAAGCGGCAUUUUUUGGAGGAGAAACAUAUUCCUUUCAAACCUGAGAAUCUUCGACUUGGAACAAACUCCACACAGCAGAGGUCCUGUGCAGCAAAGGGACCGGUAUCCGACUCUGAGAUGGUCAUCUCUGCAGGGUUACACGAAUGUGGGACAGAGUCCAGAGUUCGAGGGGAGUGGCUUAUUUAUUCCAAUCAGCUGGUGCUGUUUCCUGCUGUGGUUCCCACCUCUACAAGUGUGAUAGUAAAAGGGGCAACUACUGUCAUAACCAUUGAGUGCCAUUAUAAGAGGUCAGGCAGGAGGCAGACAGUGAAUGCAGAACCACUAACCCCAACCUGGCUCCCUCUGACCUCUACCAUCAGUGUUUUUGGCCUUCUGCACUUCUCCCUUCGCGCCAUGGCAGAUGACUGCACCUCUGUACGUAGUUCCUCAGUGUAUCAGCAGGGGGAAGCAGUGUUUUUGGAGGCCAGUGUGGAGGCCCCGCUGCACUCUCCUCUUACUAUGUAUGUUGACUACUGUGUGGCUACGCUGAAGCCUGACCCUCUCUCCUCGCCAAGCUACAAGUUUAUCAGCAAGAAUGGAUGUCUUAUGGAUAGUGUAUUGCCUGGGUCUUCAUCCAGAUUCCUCCCUAGAGAGCAGGAUAACAGACUAUGCUUCAGUUUCCAAGCCUUCCACUUUAACCAGGAGUAUGGGAAAGAGAUGUUCAUCAGCUGCCACAUGAGGGCCAUUCUGAGACAAAAGUCCCAUAGCCACCUUAAUAAAUCCUGCUUCUUCCACAGGCCCACAUUCAGCUGGCGUGCCACAGAGGGGGACGAUGCUCUGUGUGGAUGCUGUGACUAUGAUGAUUGCUUUAGACAGACUGCAGAGGAGAACCAUGUCCACACUGGACACACAACUCAACCAGAUACAGAAAAGAAUCAUGAGGAGGACACAACAGUUGGGCCGCUUCAUACGCUGCCACACUUCCAUCGGACAGGCCGUCUGUCAGUCAAUCACUAAAGACCAAUUACAAUUAGGUACUGCAGAAUGUCGAGACCCAAAACCAGGGGAGGUAGGGGAUAGAGAUUAAAGAAUGAAUGCCUUAUUGUUUAUGUUUUUCACAACUUUUUUUAUGAAAGUAAGUAAUUUUGGAUGCUAAUUGGUGGCUCUAGCGAUAUAUACUCCUACAUAUUUACCUACAAAAUAAUACAAUUUUUGCUUACUUUGAGCUCUGGAUGCCUCUUGGACCAGUAUUUUACAAUAAUCAUGAAGCUUCCCCGUACACCAGUGCUGACUACAGACAGAUGAGUCUGCCAUAAUGUAAACACACACAGACCUUAUACGUUUAUAUACGUUUUUUUCUCUCUGUUCAUCAUCUUGGACAGUUUCAGUCAAAUCAUACUCAGUGAUGGAAAAAGUAUUAAGAUCCCAAUAAGAUCCCUUAUUUAAGUAAACCUACUAACACACUAAUUAAUCCACUACAAGUAAAAGUCCUGCAUUCAAAACUAACCUCAGUGAAAGUACAAAAGUAUCAGCAUCAAAAUGUACUUAGAGUAUCAAUAGUAAAAUACUUAUGUAGAAUGGCCCUAUUCAGGUUGUCAUAUAUAUUUUAUAUAAAUUGCUGGAUUAUAAUUUUUGAUUAAUUUAUGUAAGUAGCAUUUUUAUGUUGUCCAGGUCGGGCUUCUUUUUUAAAAAUCAUUUGAUCAUGUUUUUCGUGUUAAAUUCUUGACCUGAAAAGUAACUAAAGCUGUCAGCUAAAUGCAGUGGAGUAAAAAGUACAAUAUUUACCACUAAAAUGUAGUAGAGUUGAAGUAUAAAUCUACACUAAAUGGAAAUGCUAAAGUAAAGUAAAAGCAUCUCAAAAUUGUACUUAAGUACAGUUCUAAGUAAAUGUACUUAGUUACAUUCCACUGAUCAUAUCACCGUUUUUUAUUUCUGUAAACUUUAGUAAUUCCAAAAACAAUAUGACACUGCAGACCAUCUGAACUCUGUGUGUGUGCACGUUUUAUAACACAUGCCGUAUGUCAGUGCUUUCCUGUUUUGACUGAGGAUGCUCCUAAACCAGAACUGGUCAGUUCGUCAUUCAUACUUUGUGGAAGUUGUAUUUGACCCCAAGAGAAAAACAAACACAACAACACCGACCAAUUUCCACUGCGAUGGAUAUGCUGAACCUAAUUUCGUACAUGUACAGCCUUGAACCUGUUUUUCUUAAGCUAUAUCUCAGUGCUUUUUAAAUGUCUUUGAGAUGACAACAGAAUUCCUGUUUAUAAAUGUGUGUCUGAUCUGAGACGGACCAGGUAUUUUGCAACAUCAUGACUGAAGAAUGGGUAGUUUUUCAUUCAGCCAUGGAAAUGGAUAGCAAUGAAAACAAACCCAUGAGGAAUUUCCACAAAGAGGCCAAAGAACUACAAUGGAACCGAAAAUAUCUCAGAGGCAACAAGCGCACUAGAAUAAACAGACAUUUGAGUAAGAAUGGGACAGCUACGCAGCCGUCCACUGUAUGUGCUUUACAUCCCCUGUCUGCAGUAGAAACACUUGUGUAGUCCUGUGGGAGGAAACGUGACAGACCAAAUGGGAUAUCUGCUAGAUUUCAUGGACCAGUAUCUUACUCCAUGAUAUCAGGACAACAGUACUUUUUGAAUUGUAAUGAACUAUUCUAUUUUGUAUAGGAUGUUUUCAGGAUCUAGAAUAUAAAUACAUAAAUUUCCACUCCAAAUUGAGUAUUUUAGAUUGUGUGCAAGUUUUUCAUGCAGAUAAAACCAGGUAUACCAAUUUUAGUUUUAGCUCCCUCAUUUAAAAUGUUAAUAAUAGCUUUUUUAAAAUCGUAUAUUAAAAUUGGGCAAGUUUACUUAGCUCCUCACCCCUCGAAUCAGUUAUGCGGUUACUGCACUUAAAUCAAAUGUUUUGAUGAAUGUGUUUCACUAGAGUGUGUGAUGCAAGUGUUGGUCUUGGCAUUGCACAUCAGAUAAUGUUUAAUGUCUCCUUUAG
This is a messenger RNA of Centropristis striata (black sea bass), 3185 nucleotides long. RefSeq names its product zona pellucida sperm-binding protein 3-like. Gene Ontology annotation, biological process: egg coat formation; positive regulation of acrosome reaction; binding of sperm to zona pellucida. NCBI's taxonomy places the organism in Eukaryota, Metazoa, Chordata, Actinopteri, Perciformes, Serranidae. Gene Ontology annotation, cellular component: extracellular matrix. The coding region runs from base 63 to 1217 and encodes 384 amino acids. The record is from RefSeq and is a predicted model, not a curated record. Gene Ontology annotation, molecular function: acrosin binding. The transcript has 8 exons.